CCAUGGUUUGGCUUUUCAAACAACUCGUCACUCAAAACUUAACCCAAUUCCCAUGUCCUCAUAUACUACACAACUUUUGCAGUUUCGCAACCCAAACUAAGAAACCAAGAAUUUGCUUUCUUCAGAAAAAACCACAAACAAAACCAAACUGAAAAAAAAAGAAACUAUAUACUUACUCUCGCACUUCCCGAGGUCUCUCAACUUUCUUGCUUCUUCUUCAAGAAAACCAUCCAAAUCCUAGAUUUAUUCAUCAUUAAGUUGUCAAGAAGAAAAUCUUCGUGGGUCUGAUCUGCUAAAAAUCUUGAUCAUCAUCAUCAUCAUCAUCAUCAUGAGCUGCAACGGGUGCAGAGUGCUUCGAAAAGGUUGCAGCGAGACGUGCGUACUGAGGUCUUGCCUGCAGUGGAUCGACUCCCCCGAAGCCCAAGGGCACGCCACCUUGUUCCUCGCCAAGUUCUUCGGCCGCAGCGACCUCCUCUCCUUCGUCUCCUCCGUCCCCGAACACCAACGUCCUGCGUUGUUUCAGUCACUCUUAUUCGAAGCGUGUGGGCGGACUGUGAACCCGGUGAACGGCGCGGUGGGGCUUCUCUCGAGCGGGAACUGGCACGUGUGCCAGACGGCGGUGGAGACGGUGCUCACAGGCGGAGUUCUGCGUCCGAUGCAGGGGGUUCUGGCGCCACCGCCGACGACGAUGGCGAUGUUCGAUGAGUCUUCUGCGGCGGGGAGGUGCACCGCACCGAACCGUCAGUACUAUCCGUCGUCGUUUUUUCUGAAGCAGGAUCAGGCUAAUUUCCGUGCCUCGGUUUCCGUGCCGAAUCGCAGAGGAGGGAACACGAGUGCGAUCGAGAGGCUGCGAAGAGAGCACACGAUCUCACUGAGUUCUGAGGAAUCGGUUAUGACCACGAGCUUUGGAAUCGGUGACCGAAAGGAACGGAAGCUUUUAAAUCUUUUUGUCUGAAUAUGAGCACUAAUAUGUAUACAUAAAUAUAUAUAUAUAUAUGUUAUA
Morus notabilis is the source of this 1003-nucleotide messenger RNA. Its product is annotated as LOB domain-containing protein 39. NCBI's taxonomy places the organism in Eukaryota, Viridiplantae, Streptophyta, Magnoliopsida, Rosales, Moraceae. The coding region runs from base 329 to 955 and encodes 208 amino acids. Gene Ontology annotation, biological process: regulation of gene expression. The record is from RefSeq and is a predicted model, not a curated record. The transcript has 2 exons.